Fundulus heteroclitus (mummichog) is the source of this 1616-nucleotide messenger RNA. RefSeq names its product solute carrier family 25 member 28 (gene slc25a28). The record is from RefSeq and is a predicted model, not a curated record. Lineage: Eukaryota; Metazoa; Chordata; Actinopteri; Cyprinodontiformes; Fundulidae. Gene Ontology annotation, biological process: iron import into the mitochondrion. Gene Ontology annotation, molecular function: ferrous iron transmembrane transporter activity. The transcript is spliced from 4 exons. Bases 166 to 1347 code for a protein of 393 amino acids. Gene Ontology annotation, cellular component: mitochondrial membrane.
ACGGGCCCCCUCCCUUUUUGCGCUCUGUUUGGGGAUAGCAGCAGAGGCGGGGACGGAGAGUUGCAGGCAGCAGGGAAGAAGCUGCGAAGGAACCCCAAGGGAAUGUGAAAGUCAAGGCCCGAAACCCCCCCCACGAUAAAGACUUUACAUACUGCCGCGUUUCUCAUGGAAGCGGAUGGAUUUGUGAGGAAGCGUCGGAUGACAGCGGAGUCUGCAGGCAAUGACGCCGGGGUUGCAGGAGCCUCCGCUGGGGCAGAAGUACGAUGGCUGGGGGGCAGAUUCUGGGGAGUUUCGGAAAGUAUCGUGAGCAGCCUGACGCCGCGCAUCGGAGGGGAACCGCAGCUGCAAAGCGUGGACGUAGUCUGCGCGGCUCCAGACGCGCAAGCGGAGGACUCAGAACCUGACUAUGAAAGUCUGCCACAGGGAGCGUCUACUAGCACCCACAUGUUGGCUGGAGCCGUGGCCGGGAUCAUGGAGCACUGCCUCAUGUUCCCCAUCGACUGCGUGAAGACGAGAAUGCAGAGUCUUCAGCCUGACCCCGCGGCCCGCUACAAGAAUGUGAUAGACGCUCUUCGCCGGAUCGUAGCCGCCGAGGGAGUCUGGCGACCGCUGAGGGGCCUGAAUGCGACGGCCAUCGGCGCCGGGCCCGCUCACGCUCUGUAUUUUGCCAGCUAUGAGAAACUGAAAAAGACUCUAAGCGAUACCAUUCAUCCAGGCGCUAACAGUCAUUUGGCUAAUGGAGCAGCAGGAUGCGUUGCCACAUUGCUUCACGAUGCAGCCAUGAACCCGGCUGAAGUUGUGAAGCAGCGCAUGCAGAUGUACAAGUCGCCCUACCGGGGCGUGCUGGACUGUGUUCGCGCCGUGUGGCAAAGAGAGGGUCCCGGUGCCUUUUACCGCAGCUACCCCACCCAGCUCACCAUGAACGUGCCCUUCCAGGUGCUCCACUUCAUGACCUACGAGUACCUGCAGGAGCUGCUCAACCCCCACAGACAGUACAACCCCUCCUCCCACAUGCUGUCCGGGGGCCUGGCCGGGGCCAUCGCAGCGGCGACCACCACGCCCCUGGACGUCUGCAAGACCCUGCUCAACACCCAGGAGUCGCAAGCCCUCAGCUCCUCCGGCCAGAGCCAAGGAGCCCACAGACGCAUCUCAGGCCUGGUCCACGCCUUCAGGACGGUUUACAGGCUGGGCGGCCUGCAGGGCUUCUUCAAGGGAGUCCAAGCGAGGGUCAUCUACCAGAUGCCCUCCACGGCCAUCAGCUGGUCGGUGUACGAGUUCUUCAAAUACGGACUUACCAAGCACCAGCACGAGAAUAUGAGAAUCCAACAUAUCAAGGCCGAGGUGUAGAUUCCUCCUGGGUUUGAUCGCCUCUCGUAUAGAUCCUGGCCCUCGCUGUGGCCACAUGCGCACAUAGAACCAGACUAAAUACGCCUCAGUUGUCCCAACCUUCGCAGACAGGGCAGAUAAGAAAGACACCUUCAUAGCCGUUUUUAGUAGUUUUGGAUCUGCUAAUCAUUUCAGUCGUAGGAGACGAUAUUUUCGCAGUAUUAUAAAGCUUCUUUAUAUUUACAUAAUCUGUGUUCAAGCAGAAGACUCACCGAGAAGUGGACAGGCAG